UUUGGAAUAGCUAAUCAACUUAGUUCUUGCCAUUGUUUGCAACUACUCAAAACGGUUCUAAAACCCUUCCUCUGAAGUUCAGAACCACUCGUGGAAGGUAGCGCACCCCCAUGUCUUCCGUACUUCGUCGCCUCCGUGGCGUCUUCGCCAAGCCACCGCCCCGCACCCGCACUCGCAUAGACCAUCUCAGCGGACGACACGACCUCGAGGAGGUGGUCGCCAAGUUCAAGAAACUCUCCCGGUCGACCCACUUUCGUCGCAACAACGUCCCGUACGAGAAGACCGUCCGACGCCUCGCCUAUCACCAGCAGUUCGCCUUGAUCGAAGACCUCCUCGAGCACCAGAAGCAGUACGUGGCGCGCUCGAGCGACAAGUUCGCGGCCCGCCUGAUCGGCCUUUAUGGGAAAGCGGGCAUGUUCGAGCACGCCCGGAAGCUGUUCGACGAAAUGCCUAGCCUAACACGGCGGCCCUCGCUGGUACACCUUAAUGCCCUUUUGGCCGCCUGUGUUGAAUCCAAGAAGUUCGAUGACGUCGACGAGAUAUUCCGGCUGUUGCCGGAGAAACUGUCUCUGGAGAUUGAUGUCUGCACUUACAAUACAGUUAUUAAGGGCUACUGCGUGAUGGGUGAUCUUGAUUCUGCUCUCUCGCUGCUUGACGAGAUGGAGAACAAAGGGAUUAAGCCUAAUUUGAUAUCGUGGAAUACCCUGCUUGAGGCUUCUUAUGGAAACGGCAGGUUAUCGGAGGGAGAGAAGAUAUGGGAUUUAAUGGUGAGCAAGAAUGUUACUCCUACCGUCAGGAGUUACAAUCCAAGACUUCGUGGAGUACUUUUGCAGAACAGAGUCACGGAUGCUGUUAAGCUGUUAGAUGAAAUGCGGGAUAAGGGAAUCGAGGCUGAUACACACAGCUACAAUGCUUUCAUCGUUGGGUGUUGCCGAAAUGGAGACUUGGACGAAGCCAAGAACUGGUAUUGGCGGCUCAUGGAGAGUAAGUGCAAUGCUGAUCGGGUGACGGUGUCCGCUCUUGUCCCUUUGCUUUGUGAAAAGGGUGACUAUGAAUUGGCCCAUAGGCUUUGCAUUGAGGCCAUGGAUCAGAAGUUACUUCGCGGAACAGAUACUCUGCAGAGUGUCGUAGAUUUCUUGGUUCGGGAAUCGAAAGUUGAACUGGCAACAGAGAUUGUGGAACAUGGCAAGGCCAAGAAGACACCGUAUGAUCUAAAAUUGCCUCAAGCAGCGUAAUGGCUUUACUCGCGUUAUGUAACAAUCAACUGUUAUGGUUACUACUAGUCAGACUUCAUUUCCCCGAUGGUCUUUGCUGAGCUCAAACCUCGAUAUACGAUAUUGUGGAUGGCAUUUUAUCAAUCAACUAGGCCACGGUGAACUAGGGGAAAGCAGGAAACAGGUUCCUGUUAUUAAAGAAUGCCUUUUCCCUUCA
Syzygium oleosum is the source of this 1431-nucleotide messenger RNA. RefSeq names its product pentatricopeptide repeat-containing protein At3g13160, mitochondrial-like. The record is from RefSeq and is a predicted model, not a curated record. Gene Ontology annotation, cellular component: chloroplast. The transcript has a single exon. Gene Ontology annotation, molecular function: protein binding. The coding region runs from base 111 to 1235 and encodes 374 amino acids. Lineage: Eukaryota; Viridiplantae; Streptophyta; Magnoliopsida; Myrtales; Myrtaceae.